AUGUCUAUCUGCAUUCUUCACAACGGUUCUCUGCCAAGUGUGCUGAACGAGGUCUUCAACGAACUCGACGACGCUCUCGGCCAAGUCCUCCUGGUGAGACCACCUGCUUCUUCUCCUCCAAAGGGGAAUAAUGAAAAGAAAGCCGUGAUGGGUCAAAUGGGCAAGGUUACCGAUGACGGGUCAAAAAUGACAGUCGCCUUGAAUGUUUCAAAAUUCAAGCCAGAUGAACUGAAAGUGAACAUCGAUGGCCGAACCCUUACCGUAGAGGGUAAACAAGAAGUCAAAGAUGGCUCGAGUUACACGGCCAGGUAA
Messenger RNA from Cooperia oncophora, 312 nucleotides. Lineage: Eukaryota; Metazoa; Nematoda; Chromadorea; Rhabditida; Trichostrongylidae. The record is from the annotation of a GenBank genome assembly.